Rhagoletis zephyria (snowberry fruit fly) is the source of this 936-nucleotide messenger RNA. Lineage: Eukaryota; Metazoa; Arthropoda; Insecta; Diptera; Tephritidae. The record is from RefSeq and is a predicted model, not a curated record.
AUGGCAUCCCAGUUUAUGAAGGACGCGGAGAUGGUAAACAAGCACCUGAUGGACAGCCGUCCCGAUAGCAGCGCCAGCACCGCCAGCAGCAUCACCAGCACCACCUACAAGACGACCACUAUCAAGUGCGAGCCGCCGGAGAGUCCCUCCAGCGGUGCGGAGAACAGCGUCGGCGACCCGGAUACCGAGUUUAUCAGUGUUCCUACCUCGCCCAGCGCCGUCGUCGGCAUGGGCGUCGAUUACCCCGGCUCGCCUUACAACUCGGGCUCCGAGUACCCGAUGAGUCGCAGUCCGGAGGAGGGCGACCACGACGGGUCGCCGCCGCCGCCGCACGGCUCCAACUCACGCCUCAGCUUCACCAGCAGCCUCAACCUCAGUCACAGUCAGCAGGGAGGCGGCGGUGGUGGCGGUGGCGGAAGCGGAGGCAGUGGUGGCAGCGGAGGCGGCGGUGGUGGCGGGGGCGGUGGCUCCAGCAGCAGUCAACUGCUGGACAAGAAGACCCUCGAGUACUGCGUGGUGUGCGGCGACAAGGCCAGCGGCCGGCACUACGGGGCGAUCUCCUGCGAGGGCUGCAAGGGCUUCUUCAAGCGCAGCGUCCGCAAGCAGCUCAACUACGUCUGCAGGGCGAACCAGGAGUGCGAGGUGACCAAGCACCACCGCAACCGAUAUGAUGAUGACUGCUCAAUGGCCAAUGAGCUGCGCUUUGUCCCCGGCGAUACCUCCCAACUGGAGGCGAUGUACCGGGCGCUGAGCCACUGUCAGCUGCUGCAUCCCGAUCCGCAGGACAGCGUCUCUGAAGAUGAGGAAGAUGGUGAUGGCAAUGGCUUCCAGGGAUUUUUGGCUCCCGAAGAUGACCUGAAUGGCGGCGCUGAGCCAGCAGAAGAGGAGGAAGACAUGGACGUCGUGGAUGGGCAGUUUGACGAUGCCGCCGACUGA